This is a messenger RNA of Paramuricea clavata, 10165 nucleotides long. The record is from the annotation of a GenBank genome assembly. Lineage: Eukaryota; Metazoa; Cnidaria; Anthozoa; Malacalcyonacea; Plexauridae.
GACACCGCCAACUGCGCAGUGAAAACUACAUCAAGAACUUGUUGUGUCUUUCCGUUCAAAUAUAAAAACAGAUUGUAUCGAUCUUGCACAAAAGUGGACAAUGGAAAUACAUUAUGGUGCGCAACAACGAGCAACUACGAUAAAGAUAGGAAAUGGGGAAACUGUAUAAUCACUCGGCGUAAGAGAGGUAAGCGAGAUAAGACACGAUAAGACAAAUCGUUUUACUUCCACGUUUGAAUGUAGAACCAGAGGAACGACGUUCAGGAUAAAACUGCAAUAAUUUCGACAUGGUUAAAGUAAUCGAAAAAAACAUUCAACGUCAUUCUGGACUAACAUUAAGUGAAUUGAAAAAAUAGACAUAUUUAUAGAUUGUCCGGUUUUCUCUGGACAACAUACAGCACUAGUCAUUAUAUAACGAGUAGCCACGAUCGAAAGUAAAGGCAGGCACGUCAAUUUGAUUGACGUGAAAAUCGUUAUAAGUUAUAAUAUUAGCAAUAAUGAUAAAAUUUAUAACAAAACCUAUCUAAUGCUAUUCUGCAUAUUUAACUUUUAAUUAAAGUAUAGUAAAUAAAGAAAGUCUCUCGGUCGAAGGAAAGAAAGAGUUUGAUAAACUUGUGGCUAUGAUCGACAUCUUGUUUGACCUACUAUUUCAACACAGUCUUAAAGGGGCAGUGUCACCAAUUUUUACCAAAAAUGUCUUUUAUUCGAAGUCCGACUUGCGAAUUUGAAAAUCAACAUUAUAAAUACGUUCAGUUAUGAUAUACGAGCCAUAUUAAACAACUUUGAACUUCCAGACAGCAUGUAAGAUAACGUUUUCAUACAAAUUUACUUAAACUUGAAAAAGUGUCCGCCAACAAUUAAUCAAGAUGUCAUUUUUUACAAUCCAUCUGAAUCCUCGCCUAAUCUUAACCAUCCGGACUUCUGUACAUGCUAUUCGUAUUUAUUAUUGUUUUAUGUUGUGCUAACAAACAUUCUUUUUCGGUUUUGUGCAAGAUUCAUAAUGAUUUGCGAGUGUCAAAAUCGGUGACACUGCCAAUAGAAGUUAAAAUAGAAGUUAAACGUCCUAGGUUAAAACUGUAAAAACUGACAACAAAUCAACAAUUGGCGAUCAUCUCUAGAUUAAUUUUCGGUGUUAUCACAACCUAAUAAACAAUUAUUAUUAUAUAUUGAAGUUGGUAAAAUCGCGCAAUCACGCAACUUACAGAAAAUUCAGUUAUCUGCUAGCGGAUAACGAAGUUAUCUGCAAAUGAGCCUGUGAUGAUUAGCAAACAGUAUCUAUUUAACACAAACAGCAAGUUUUAUUAAACAAUUAUUAAUGAAUUAGGUUUUUGCGAGAUGCAAAAUUAUUAAGAAAUUUGGCCUUUUUGGUUUAGUUUUCGGUGUUGAAAAAGAGUAUUAGUGAGAUCUCAGAAAUUAAAUUAAAAAUUUCUUUAAAAUCGUACCCGUUUUAACGCCAUUAAUUUUACCCAAAGAACCUAGUCACAAACUGAUCUUAAAAUUAAUACGCUUUCUAAAUCUCUUUCUUUCAAAGGAUCAGAUGAUAGCCCUAAUCUUAAGAAUUAUGACGAGCAAACAACUGGAGGAAUGUUUGAUCCUUAUCUUAAGAAUUAUGACGAGCAAACAACUGGAGGAAUGUUUGAUCCUUAUCUUAAGAAUUACGACGAGCAAGCAAGUGGAGGUACGUGUGACUAAAUAAGUUAUUACAGAUGUUAUGAAUGGUAAACAUUUUUUGAAGAUUUUCACUUGACCAAAAUCCAACUUACUUUUUGUAGUUUUUUAUUAACCUUUCAUUUUAAUCAAAAGUUCUGAUGGAAAAGCUUACAGUAAUCCGGGUAAUCGAAAUUGCCUGAACUUGCAUGUCAUUGAGCUUGAGUUUAAUCACUCAACAACAGUGGUAGGUAGGUAUACAGGUUUAAGCCGUUUGUGUUUCUCGGGAAUUAUUGCUGAACUUGUACAACCUUGGCAAGCCAAACAAACAGUCCUAUAUCACAGUUUUGUUUAGAAUUUUCUUUCUCUAAAUUUACAGGACUAUUCACAGCUGAUCAAAAACUGAACGGUAAGACAAAUAUAUACACUCGUCAAAAUGCAAAUGGUGCUCGUAGUGGCUAUGAAUGUCCAGAGGAACGAGAUUACCAUCCUUACUGGCAUCCUACAGAUUGGAUUGAUAUAGCGGUGUUAGCUUAUAAUGAAAGCAUGUGUCAAUAUUAUCAGAAAGAGAGUUUCAAUGUCAAACCUAAAGGUAAGUCCUCAUGGGCACGAUUACUUUCUUUUACUGGCAACCAACUGACUGAAUCGAUAUAGCUUUGACGAGAGAUGAACCAGGCGGAAUUUUUAAUAUCAAUGCCCUACAUAAUGUAUGCAAAAGAGCCGUCACCAUAUAAAAUUUUAGAAAAAAUAUUUAUAAACUAUCGUUUCAUUUGUUACAUAAAGAUGCAUGCAUUAAAUGUUAAUUAACGAAGUAUAUAUGCUAUAAAAUUACAAAGUUAUAUGAAUAAGUUGUAACUAAUUACAAGGAAUAGAAUUAAUUAAAAGUUUAAUUGUGUAAUCAGGAUUACACAGGGUGCAAGUGGAAGUGGGGCGGAGGGGCUACACAUGGUGGAAGUGGACUAAGCGUAGAGCAAGACGGAACUGACCUUAUCUGUUCAUGGAAAGUUUUGGAGAUCAUACAAGUUUGUCAGAGAAAGAGCAGAAUGAAAGAAUUUUAAGUUAUUAAGGGAAACGAGUAUGGUCGCAAAGUUUUGAGGAAUGCUGGUCAAUUUAGACUUGCUAUACUUCCGGUAGCUGUCAGAGCAGUAUGCCCAGGUGUUUACAACUCGCAAGAUGUGCAUGGAACAAGAUCGACACUUUAAAUGAUGAUAUAAACAAUAUUUAAUUUAAAACAAAUAGCAAAUUUUCCAAAAGCCGUGGGUCUUAUGAUAGGCUACACAAGAUUUAUUUUAGGCCCUUGGGAAUUUUAUCCUUAUUUGAAGGUAAAGAAAGUGAGACGGACCUAGAACUGAACGAAAGACAAAUUUGAUGUCGGAAAAAGCUAAAGAGGAACACGAGAAAUUAAUGUGCGAAUUUGAAGACAAUGUGCAUGUUCGAGUGACAGAAACAUAUAAUUUUGAUCGGGACCGAAUAAACGAAAGCUUUGAUUUGACAAACCAUAUCUAUGCAAGAAAGUUCGUACACAUUGAUCAAAUAGGCGAGUUGGAUAGCACUAGCCAUCGGUUUCAGUUUCACCUUUCCUUCCUCUCACACUUAAACUUGCAUGUAUACGAUCCGUGAAAGCUGUCUCAUUUCCAAAUUCAAGCCUUUCCUCAGCAGACAAGGCAGUUAAUUGCCUCUUCUUUUAUUCUUAUCCUUGCCACCCCCCAACCCUUCAUUAAUUAUCCUUGGAUUAUACUUGUAAUUCAACAUCUUGUUAUUCAACAGAUUAAAUUGUAAUUCUAUAUGCUACUUCAUUAGCUAUUAAGAUACCUAGAGUAAAGGACAAAAUAUUAGGUUGCAACUGAUUCUGACUUAAACUAUUUCAUUUUGUGAUGGCUCUUUGACGUAUAUUGUGAUGGACAUUGAUAUUUAUAAUAAUGAGGCAGCUGUGUUUCUUCAUAUUAAAAGCAUUUUAAUUAAUCUUGAGACUUAAAGUAAGUCUAAAUAAAUUCACAGGGGCUACAGUUGAUAGUGUAUUACAUUCUCACUUCAACUCUGUGACUAGACUUUGAUUCCUGCUAUAUGCAGUUGUCUAAAUUUAAUUUUUCUUCUGCUUCAUAAAGAAUGCUCGUAAAGUAUUUUUGUGAGAAACUUUUUUUGUUUCAUUAAAAGAAACGUCUUUGCCAACACAGUUUCCAAAUUGUUAGACUUGUUUUCUAAGUAUGCAAUUCAUAUAAAACAAAACGUACGUCAUGCGUCCAUAAAAUCUUAGUAGAAGUGAGAUAAUAUUUGAGUUUGCAUGGAGGUCUGAUUUUUUAAGCGACGUUUCAGCUUUUUCUAGACAAAUUGCGUUUUUUAAGAAUGUCUUAUUUCUUUGUUUGCAGAGGAAUGUCUUCAAUACUACAAUACAAAGUCAGACGGUUUCCGUCAUGACUCGGUUUUUAGCAAUAAAAAAGACUGUGAAAAUAAUCAUGGCUAUUGGGUUUCAUUCAGCAACUAUUUAGAAAAAUACCCCAAGUAUCAAACAGAACAAGCAUGUAAAGCUGCAAGUUCUAGCCAACGUCGACUUAUUUGGGCCAUUCCUUACCGCUCUGAAGAUAUUGAUAAUUUAAAAAUGACUGGUGAUAAUGUGGAAUCACUAAAAUGUUGUUUGGUUGCACUUGAUGCACCCGAAUGCACCAAAGCUCCAUAUACAAGAUCAAACCAUUUAGGAAAUGCCGAUGGUGUCGUUCCAUUGCGUUACGAUUGGGCCAUUCCACAUUUCCCGUCUGGUCAUACACAAAGAUGCGUCAUGCGAAUAAGGUUAGUUAUCAGGUUGAAAUAAUCCUUUCUGCAUCCAUCGCCAACGCUAUAGGCCUAUAUACAGUGGCGUAGCCAGCCCGACAAUUUAGUCCCGCUAUGCAAAUUCAAUAUUAUUAUCAUUAUUCACUUCUUUAGAAAUUGAUUGUUUUCACAAUCAAUGAACAUGAAAAUAUUUGCAUAGCGGGACCAAAUAGUCGGGCUGGCUACGCUACUGCCUAUAUAAUCAAUUUACAAAGACGUUGGUUCUGGGGUUUUUUACCUUGUUACACUUUCGUCUCUUUACGAAGGUCCAUGUCAUUUUUAGUUGGAAUUUUAGUAAAUGCCAGCUGAAGAUGUUUCAUAUUAUGGAAACGACUUUAAAUCACAUUGCACUGUUUGAAUUCUGCUGGAUAGAACACAAAGCCAAAUUUUUUUAUAUCUUAGUAGCAUCUAUAGACCUUGAAUUUGGGAAAUUAAAUAUAGUAAAUAUAUUGUUACCAACACAUUAAUCCAAGAGUUAAAUAAAAAAGUUGCGAAGGUAUUAAUAGCCGUAAUUAUGGCGUAAUUAAGUGAAGGAAAAAUGGAUUAAAUUUUGGUUGAAUUUUGAUAAAAUUAGAUGUCUUCAGAAAGGUUCAAAGGUCCGUCUUGGUUUUACGGGUCCGAAAGCGUAAUUAUACAUGUCAUUUAUGCGUAUAGGCCUACAUACUAGAUUUUUUGCCGAUGCAUGGAAAUGUCUGUAAUCGAUAUAUAUUUUACAUUAACUAGGCUAUUACAACAUGAGCGGCCUUGUUGCAUCGGGCAUGCAAACUCGAUCGGAAGACGAGAGUUUUUAUUUCGGAUACAACACGAACGAGAGAAAGGUCGAUCUUGAAGGGAAUAAUUGUAUGUUCUUCAAUAAUUUAAAAUAAAUGAAUUAUAUUUGGUGAGAAAUUUGAAAUUAAAUUUUAUGUAAAUCAGCAUGAUUUUAUAUCAGAUACACAAAAUCCUUCACGGUCAUUUAUUAAUUUAUACAGACAUGCAUGGGACUGGUUGUUCAAAUUAAAAGCUGCGGUUAGCUUAAUCCCGGGUUAACGUGCAAUUCAAAACAUACUUUCCAGCACUUGUUUAUAAACUUGGUAAUAUUGUUUCAGAAAUCAUGUUUGCAUCAUCAGACGUUUAAUUUUCUAACGUUUUGAAAUAAACAGAUGCAGAUAAACACGAACCAAAGUGAUGGGUUAAAUUUAACCCUCGCUAGAACACUAUAUAUUUGGGCUUCAAAGAACCGGCCCCUGCAUGCAGUAUUAAAAAGACUCGGUGUGAAACAUUUUGGAGAUUAGUCCUCCUGAAUGUAAGAAUGGCCCACGGAUGUUGAAUGCCUGUCAAAAAUGAUUUAAAACGAAUGAUAAAAUUCCUCCCAUACAAGCUUUUUUCUCAGUCUAUGAAAUGUAUACAUUUAUACAGCUUUAGCGUGUUUCCUCUAUUUAUUGCACUGGGGUUUAUGUCGAUUUUGGACUGGGGACUUGUUAGCAGCAGUGGCGGCGCCAGGCUUCCAAAUUUGGGGGGGACGGGGGGGCAUUUGAGGGGCAAACUCAAAUUUGGGGGGGGGCAAGAUAGAAGUUUUAAAAAGGUCGUCCCCCCCGAGGAAAUUCGCCCCCGCCUCCUCAAAACGUGGCGAUAUUCCUAGGAAUAUGGCCCCCGGGGGCGAAUAUCCUAGGAAUAUCGCCGCCCAGGGGGGUGGGGCGAAUACCCUAGAAAUAUCGCCCUCUUUAGGACAUUCGGCCCCCAUAUAUGCGAUGUGGUUUAUUCAAAUAAUUUCGUGAUACUUUCAUCUUAUUAUUGCCUUACACGUUUGAGAAUUUAACUCUGCAAAACUAAAGCUUUUCUCUAAUGACAAACUAUUCCAUAAGACGGGCGCCCAAUGUUCAAACGAUCUUGUUUUACUGUUCGUAUAUACGUGGCUUGGGAAUGGCCAAGUGUCCAUUUGCCGCCGAUCUUGUUCGAUAAUUAACAAUUAUUCGCCGAAGGCGAAGUGAUUACAGGUGAAUAUUCACCGAGACAAAGUCGAGGUGAAUAUUCACCGUAAUCACUGAGCCUGAGGCGAAUAAAUGUUUUAGUAUACAUUUUUAAUGAAUAAAACAAAAUAUCCAAGUUAUCCAACUAUUAGUUUAAUUUAAUUAAAAUUCAGAAAUAAAACUGUUUUCGACCGGUUUACCGUUACUGUUUUAGUGUUGCUGUGUUUCUUGUACACGCACGCUUUCAAAAUGGCUUCCCGCAUGUAUGACUUUAUUGCUUUAUUACAGAGUUAUUUUUCUCGAUUUGUGCUUAGAAUAUAAACACAAUGAUGGAAUGACUUUUUCACCAGACUUAAAAUUAAAAAAUAUUUUCUCUUUAGUAUUAAUUUGUUCAGGAAAUGGCUUAGAAAUUUGGUAAAAUGAAAUGUAAAACUAUAUCGUUCGAAAUAUAAAAGUUUUAAUACACUUUUCACUUUACAAGUUCCAAAAACACAAUAGUACAAUACAGCGUCAAGACACCAUACAGCACAAUGAACAUGCGACAUAUCAAAAGAAAUAAUAUCGUACAAAUUGAGAUAUUUAUUGGAUACAAAACGAAAUUGUUUUAAAAAGAAUAUCACGGCUUUUCCCAACAUUCGGGAUAGUUUUUUAUAUUUGUUUGAAGCGAAUGUUUCGGAAUUUUAAAUAAGUUUUAAAUUGUCCGUGAAUAUCUUUGACACAGUAAUAUAAUAAAGGAAUCCUACCUUUCAAGUUAAAUAAAACAUUUUGUGCUUUUUUUUUGUUUUCUGGGACGAUUUUUUCAAUAUUUUGUCGAUUUUGAAAUCAAAUUUGCCGAAUUAAUGGAAUCAUUCUUUUUGAAAAGCAAUGUUUACUACCCAGGUGGUAAAUAAUGCGUCAGAUUUACUAGUUAACUAGCCAAUCAGAACGCGCGAAAGCUCAUUUGAAAUGCAAAAUUUAUACUAAUUGUGCUUAUUCAUCAAAGGUAUUAAUUUGUCAGAAAGAUAUGUUGGACCAUCUCCAUGCAUUUAAACAUUUAUAAAGUAGGGAACAAUGCUGCAAGUAACAACGAUCGGACAUACGAAGCCAAUUUAAUUCGUCUAGUAAAGGUGUUACAUGGUCAAAAGUUCUUGACUUAGUUACAGUUUCUGCAGCUGCAUUUUGAAUUUUCUGUACAAUAUCCUGAACACCUUUGUUAGCAUUACCAUAGACAAUGUUGCCAUAUUCCACUUUAGAGAAAACUACACAGUUUACAAGAUCUUUAAAAGUCUCUCUGCAUGUGCGUGCACUCACGUGUCUCCAUGAAAGAUGCUGGUCGAGCAUCAGACCCAGAUUGACUACAGUAUCCUCCGGCCUGAUACACUCUUCACCAAUAUCCAACUUAAUCUGUUCGAUGUCGUUUAUUUUCGAAAGUUGGUUUUUUGUUCCAAUGAUUUGAAAUUUAUUCUUCACCAACAUUUGGUUUCAAUUUUUUUGCAAUCAGCCAAUCAUUUAUAUGUAUAAGCUCCGAUCUCAUCUGAUUCAAUGACUCGUUCAACUCUCAGACCGAGAGCUUUUAUACAAUUGCUGGUCAUCGGCAUAAAGAUGUAGAUUUGACGGUUACCACCCGCAAUUAAUAGAGUGUUGAGCAAGAAUUCCCGGCAAUUCAUUGAUCUAGAGUAUGAACAGAAUAGGACCUAAAACAGAUCCUUGAGGGACACCACAGGUUACUUUAAAAGGAUCUGACCUUGUGCAACCAAUCUUUAUGCAUUGUGUUCUGUCAGCCAAAUAGUUUGUAAACCACUUUAGAGAUGUGCCGGUAAUACAAUAUUUAUGGCGCUUGUCCACAAGCAUUCUGUGAUCCAGACUGUCAAAGGGUUUACUAAGAUCUAAUAGAGUAUAAGUAAUGUGAUUUCUUUAUUUUCCAUUGAAUUAAACAUAUCAUUCGUUAUACAGGUCAAGGCCGUGAUCGUAGAAAAACCCUUGAGAUAACUUGAUUGAAAUUUAUAUAGCAAGAAGCGAGUUUUCAUUUCGAUAAGUUAUCAGCUGUUUGCAUACCAAUUUCUCCAACACCUUCGAUAGAAUAGGAAGUACCGAAAUGGGUCGAAAUUUCGAUUUAAUAUUUCUAUCACCACUUUAAAAAAUUGGAGUUACCACAGCUGAUUUCCACUCUGCAGGUAUGACAGACUGUUCUAUCGAGAGGUUAAUUAAAUAAGUGAUACCUUCCAGUGCAGAAUGAACGCCUACCGCUAUCUUCAACGUCCUAAUGGCAAUAGUAUAGAUACCAGUAGCUUUAUCACUGGAUAAACUUGAGAUAAUCUGCACCACUUCGGAUUGUGCAACUUGAUUAAAUUCAAAGCGAGAUGUGAUAUUAAAGGGGAAGUUGAAUUCGUUACCCACUGAUCCGAGUUCCGACUGUAUUAUUUCGCCUAUACUGGUGAAAUAUUAUUUUAUUGAAGUUUUCGGCACAGGCCUUCGUAUCGUCACAUUCAGAGAAAUUUGAAGUGUGCUUGGAUGAUGGAAAAACUUGUCUUAUGAUUCUCCAUAGUUUACUAGGACAUUUUUUCUCUCCUUAAUUAACCGAUUAUAAUAUUCGGCUUUAGCUUGCUUAACUGAAGUCAAAAUUUUGUUCCGCAUCGCCAAAUAGCCUAACUCCCAUAGAUUUUUCUUCUCUUUUUCGUUUGUUAACUUUGACGCUUGAGGUAAAGCCGUUGAGUGGUAUACAAGUUUAGUCACCCAAGAACGUUCCUGAAAUGUAAUAUUUUUCCUUCACGGCGCACUUUAAAAUACAUAGCUAUAAUAUUCUAAAUUUUAGACUGAUUAGUUUUUAUUCCCUUUUCCUUUGUUCAGAUACAACAUUUCCACUGGAGACUAUCCACCGUUUAGCACAUUCGGUGACAAAAAUGAUGAUCCGUAAGUAUUUACAAUAUAUGGUUGAAUUUGUCAGCUCAAACCUGGGUGUUACUUACAGACAGACACGAUCUAACGUCCAGUGGCAGAAAUCUAGGUUGUGACAACUUCACGUAAAAAUAACAAUUUGUCUCAAGUCUUAGCACACAUGUAGACGGCAAACAGCUGAUUUUGGUGCUAUACGGUAUGAGCUUUGUCCGAAUUUUAGAAGCUUUUCUUACAGAUAUUCAGUCGCUUUAGCCCCCACCAGAAAACGUGAAUUUUCGCCAUUCAUGACAACGGGAACACUAACAAAAAUAUCAUUGCAUAUAUGCAGUGGAUCAAAUAAUUAUUGACUUUCGCCAAACAAUGUAUAAUAAUAAUACGAUUUACUGUACUGGCUAAGACACUGAAGAGAGAAUGCAUGGGAAUGGAAAAUGUUUUUAUUUGCGACUGUUCAUUCUUUCGCGCAAACGACAUUUCUAUCAAGUUUUAUUCUCAAAGAAAUCAUAAUUAUAUUAUUUUUGUUUAUAAGGAAUAACGGUGUAAAAUCUCCAGUACAGAACAACCCAAAAGUAGAUGUUGGUGAUGUUCAAAUGCCAUUGCAACUUGCAAUCAACACAGCUCAAUUUGGACGUACUUUUCAGGAUCGAUCUCACUUAUUCAAGCUCAGGCCCAGGCCAAAAGGUGUAUUAGAUAAUGACGUCAUCCAUAAUCUGAACGUACGUGGAAAGCGAGGGAACAUCGUGCAAGCUUAUCCAGCGGUAGAAUACGACUUUAUCCCAAAACGAUUGAAUAUUUCAAGCACAAAUCUUGUGCAUAUCCAGUGGACAGGUAAGUUUUGUUUAGGCCCUACUAUUGAAAAUUUGUAUGGUGGGCAAGGCGUGUCCAAUUUAUAA